Molecule: messenger RNA, 1719 nt
Organism: Alternaria burnsii
Lineage: Eukaryota; Fungi; Ascomycota; Dothideomycetes; Pleosporales; Pleosporaceae
Exons: 9
Coding region: 1-1719 (572 amino acids)
Source: RefSeq, a predicted model, not a curated record
AUGGUAACCUCCCCUGAAUAUCCCGGUUUAGAAGUCAAAGUCUGUGUUGGUGGUCAGCAGUUGCAUGAGUACGAUGACGACGAAGAUGCUACACUAAAGACAAUCACCAAGUACAUAGAAGCACGCUCAGACUGCAAGUUCGUGGUCACUGCUAUCUUCCGGCCGCCGUUUUCGACUCGCUACCAUGUCAGAGCGCAACUUUCGAUUGACGGAGUCUCCGUGGCUAAAACAUUUUGCGAACGAGAGAAGCUCCUCCAAAAACAAAUCGAGAUGAGUGGCCAUCGGUCGCAACGAAAUGGAGAAUGGGUCAAACAAGAGUUCUGCUUCGCCAAACUGAACAUUGGCAAGUACCAGAAACGUGCUGCUGUUCUGAAGCAGACUCUCAGUACUAAAGGACGUAUCACCAUAGCCUUUCAAUUCAUCGAAAGCUACCAAGAUUUGGGACUAGAUCCCCGAACACCCAGCAACAGACACCAUGAACUUGAAGCGCUGAAGGAAAUCCCGGAGAAAGCACUCAAGGGUGAUGCAUUAUCACAUCAAGCAGUUUUGUCAGCGCCUCGAACAUGUCAUACAGAAUCCUUCUCAUCUCCCAGAAGACAUUAUAAGUUCGUAGACCAGGAGCCUUUCGCGACUUUCCACUUCAAAUAUCGGUCACUUGCGAGCCUCAAAGCACUUCGAAUUCUUGAAAUCACCGAGCCCACUUCUGUUCCUCUAGAAGACAGGCCCGAGGAAGACCUUACCCCAGCGGAGCUGAGAGAGCUACUGCGUCGCGUGCGACAACGAGAAGGAGAGAGCGAAUCUAUCAAGCAGGAAGUUAGUACUACUGCUAGAGUCAAGCGCGAAAGGACCAUUGACGACGAGGAUGACGUAAUCUAUGUUGAGACGCGACAAAGCAAACGUCCACCCCGCAAUAUCACCAUGGCGAUCCAUAACGACUAUCCCGGUUUGACAGUACAGAUCAUAUGUGGUGGCAAGCCUAUUGAGGAACACGUGUAUGAAGAAGACGAGGAGCGGGAGGAGCCUAAGACUACGACACGAUACAUCGAGUGCAAAUCGCAUACGCAAUUCGCGAUCGAGACUACCUUCAGGCCACCCUUUACGCCGCUAGACUUAGUUGUGGUCAUCUAUCUAGAUGGGGUUAAAGUAGGCGGAACGAUGGCACUCAAGCACGAAAUGCUAAACCAGAACUACAAUCGAUCAAUGACCAAAUGGAAAGAAGGUGGAGAGUGGCGGGCAUCUAAAUUUGUCUUCUCAGAUCUUAACGUGGUACAAGAAGAGAGUGAGACAUUAGCGAGAGAAAACCUAAGUACCCUUAGUCACGUAGGCAGAAUCUCGGUUGUGAUUUUCCCGAUUCUGAGCACUCAGAAGACGUCAAAACCGGAAUGUAAGAAAAAAGAACUGAGAGAGGUUGGACCAAUCUCCGAAGAAGCUUUCAAGGGCGACGCACGCUCUCAUGCAAUAGGUCUUACGAAGAAAGACAUACUAAUUCUGAUUAAGCAUUAUCGCGGCAGUAGUGAUGGUCUAGAGGGUCUCUCAGAGAAGGAUCUCGCCAUCUUGCUCAGCUCCUACCGGGGUGAUAAGCCAGAUGACACACCCAUAAAGCAAGAACCUGUCUUCUCAAAAAGAAGAGUAGGCAUCAAGCGUGAGUCGGUUGGGGACAGCGUUGCGCGCGGACAAGGAAAGAAGCGCAAGAUGGAAAUCAUAGUUUUGGAUGACUGA